This is a messenger RNA of Sebastes umbrosus (honeycomb rockfish), 3610 nucleotides long. It is a transcript of the gene wnt1, whose product is annotated as wingless-type MMTV integration site family, member 1. The transcript is spliced from 5 exons. NCBI's taxonomy places the organism in Eukaryota, Metazoa, Chordata, Actinopteri, Perciformes, Sebastidae. Gene Ontology annotation, molecular function: frizzled binding; cytokine activity. Gene Ontology annotation, cellular component: extracellular region. The record is from RefSeq and is a predicted model, not a curated record. Gene Ontology annotation, biological process: cell fate commitment; multicellular organism development; canonical Wnt signaling pathway. The coding region runs from base 663 to 1775 and encodes 370 amino acids.
AUUGCACCGUGACACCAGCUUUUGAGCAGAGAGCAGGAGCACAGAACCGGGCGCACCCACAGCACAGCAGCAGCAACACAUCACUGCUUCAUGGGACACUUCUCCUUUUUCUGCAAGAAAGACUGGAUGUGGAUGCAAGGAGUGGGAAAAUACAGGGAAUCGAUUAUGUGCUGACCGUGAGAUUCCACAAGUAAUAUGCGCAACUCUUGUGGAUUAUUUUCCCUUACUCUUCCUUUCUCCUUUUCUGCCCCAGUUGUGUUUCCUUAUUCAUUGUGCGCCCCUAUGAAGAGCAUUAACUAUCCCUCCCUCCAAUCCUAUUGAAAAGGCUCUCCGAAAAAAAAAAAAAAGACAGAGGGAGAUGAGAGCAGCAAAUCCCUUUUUUAUUCCCCUCGUAGCGCUCAAUAAGAGAAGAAUGUGUUGCCUAUCAGUCACCGAGGGGAUCAAGUCUUCGGGACUGUCCCACGCGUUCAAUGCGCCGUGCAGAGCAUCACUACUGAGAGAGACAGAGUGAAGAGGACAAGAGGACAACAGCAGCAGCAGCAGCAGCAGCAGCAGCAGCAGCAUCAUCCUGCUCUGGACACUUCACAUCAUUUAGCAACCUGUCUCCACUCAGGAUCCCUUCAAGUCAAUUAAGGGCUCACCUUUCAACUCCUCUCGAGACGAUGAGGAGUCUGGCUCUGCUGUUAGGGGUGAAAGCCGCCUGCAUCCUGCUGGUGUCCUCUCUCUCUGGCACCGGGGCUGUCAACAACAGCGGCCGGUGGUGGGGUAUUGUCAAUGUGGCCUCCUCAUCCAACCUCCUCACCAAUUCCAAGAACGUGCAGUUGGUCCUGGACCCGAGCCUGGCCCUACUGAGUCGUCGCCAACGCCGGCUGAUUCGGCAGAAUCCUGGCAUCUUGCACGCCAUCGCUGCAGGGCUGCACACUGCCAUAAAGGAGUGCAAGUGGCAGUUCCGCAACCGCCGCUGGAACUGCCCGACCACCCACAGCCCGGCAGUUUUUGGGAAAAUUGUCAAUCGUGGUUGCCGAGAGACGGCGUUUGUAUUUGCCAUCACCAGCGCAGGGGUGACCCACGCUGUGGCUCGCUCCUGCUCAGAAGGGGCCAUUGAGUCGUGCACAUGCGAUUACCGCCGCAGAGGUCCUGGAGGGCCAGACUGGCACUGGGGGGGCUGCAGCGACAAUGUCGACUUUGGCCGGAUGUUCAGCCGGGAGUUUGUGGACUCCAGUGAGAGGGGCAGAGAUCUGCGCUACCUCACCAACCUACACAACAAUGAGGCUGGCAGAAUGACUGUGUCAUCAGAGAUGCGUCAGGAGUGUAAGUGCCACGGCAUGUCGGGCUCCUGCACCGUGCGCACCUGUUGGAUGCGCCUGCCCAGCUUCCGCACAGUGGGAGACUUCCUUAAGGACCGCUUUGAUGGUGCAUCCAGGGUUGUUUAUGCAAACAAGGGAAGCAACCGUGCCUCUCACCGAGCCGACCCACGACAUCUGGAGCCUGAAAACCCGGCUCACAAACCCCCCUCUGCCAUGGACCUGGUCUAUUUUGAGAAAUCACCAAACUUCUGCUCCUAUAACGGCAAAACUGGCACUUUGGGAACUUCUGCGAGAACGUGCAACAGCUCUUCUCCAGGCCUGGACGGAUGUGAGCUGCUCUGCUGCGGACGUGGGUUUAAGACCCGGACUGAGAGCGUGACCGAACGUUGCCACUGCACCUUCCACUGGUGCUGUCAUGUCAGCUGCUUGAACUGCACCAGCACACGAACGUUACAUGAGUGUCUAUGAUCGCGGGUGGAAGUGAAUAUUUAGGCAUAUUUGAAAGGCAAAGAAGAAUUUUCUUAGCAAAACAGGUAGUCGGCUGAGAAAGCCACUAGUUUGAGAUGUGAGGUAGAAGCUAGAAAAGCUUCAAGGCGGGUAAACUGAUACAGGGAACUCUUUGGCACAAAAAAAUCAAUCAGUGUUUUUGAAUGGAGAAAAGCACAAAUAUGAACAGGGUAUAGAGGGAGUAUAUGUGCUUGCUCCUUGCCUUUGAUGCUUAACAGUAUUAAGAGGGUAUUUAAACACUACAACCAUCCAUGUAGAAUGGAUAUCAUCCACAUCCCUCAAGUGUUUACACUGUGGAUAAAUAGAAAUAGAAGCAAAGGGACGAAAUGAUGUGGUGGAGAAUCGAUUGCUGUAACCAGGUACUACUAGAGCCUCCUUCUCCCCCACUGAGGGCAGAGACUGGACACAAUGUUUCACAGAUGUUUCUGUGGCCAGAGAGCCACAAACAUGUGCUCUUGUAAACUGGUGAAGACCUCUAACAAGAAGGGGAGUUAUUUAACAAAACAAAAAUCUGUGUUUUAUUUUCUUUUGCUGGCUUCUCUCACGUGAAACUGUGUGAAGUUUAUCUCGAGGGAUGGGUCGUCAGAUUGUGUACUGGAUGCAGCCCAGCCACUUGUAAUCUCCUCACCACAUUUGCCCUUUAUAUUUAGAUUUCUCUGGAGUUGAAUACACUUCAAUCCUGAUUUGCCAUUCUGACUUGUACCACACGAUGGUCCUGAUGUUACAUGACUGGGGCCGGUGCUCGCCAAGGGAAACAGAAACUGACUGAACAAAUCUUACUGAGGCGAUGUAAUUUGAAUGUAUUAUCAAUACACUGAAUAUCAUGGCAUGAGUAGAUGAAGUUUGUGAGGGGUCAACAUUAAAAAAAGAAAUGAAAUGUGACCUGCAGAAUCUCGCCAUGCUCUCAAAAUGAAAAUGCCAUUCUGAGAUGAACAUUGAAUUAACAAAAAGACAUUAAAUUCCUCUUAAUGCACGAGUGUGUCGCAUUAAACCGGUCCAGGUUUAAAGUAGACGUAUGUGUAUUACUUCAGGCUAUAGGCUGUAAGAAGCAGCUAAACAUUUUAUUUGAAAGAAAACAGCCUCUGCAGAAGAGAUCAUUCUGUAUAUCAGCUAUGAGAACCAAAAUGCUGUAAAUAUUAAAAUAUAUGAAUAUAUUUAUAAUGACGUCAUUUGUAAGUUUGCUCAAUUUUUUCUAUUUUGGUGUAAUGUAGCUGACACAAAAAAAAAGACUCUUACUAGAAACAGAUUAUCACGUCUUUGCUUGUUUCCUGUAAAAACAUGUGUGUUCAUGCACUGAAUAUUUACCUUUUUUUUAUUAGUGUAAAUACAAAAUAUUUAUUUCUGAGGAUUUUUAUACUGUUAUAGAGAGAUGUAAGAGAGGACUUUUUUUUUUUUAGAUUUUAAUCAAAAGAUUUAGGCCCCAGUUGGUUUUGUAUUGUAUGAUAGAACAAUAAAGUCUAUAUUUUCAAUUAAGUUGCCCUCCUGAAUGUGUCAAAAGAUGCUAUUAUGUCUGUUGUAGUCUGUGUUUGAGAUAGUUUUGACAACCAACCAAGUGAACAUAUAAGCCUGUCCCUGGGUGUCCUCUGCUUAAUCCUAUUACCACCACCAAAGCAGCCUCUUUCUCCGGCUCACAAAACAUCCCUGCAUCUGUGCUCCCAACCGCAGGAGACGGCCCUUGCUUGUCCAGCCACAUACCUUAUUUUAUACAGUAUAGGAUUUUACUGCAUUGAAUGUUUUGCUUCAUUUGCUUAAUGUUGGAUAUAAAUAAAUAAUGAAAAUCUAGAAUCUCUCCCCGA